AUGUCCACAGCCGCCUCGUCAUCUGCGUCACCGUCCGUCGUCCGCAGCCAUUCUACCUCCUCCCACGCUCCCUCCCAGAGACCACCCCCAUCCGAUCUGCCUCACAGGACCCGAAGCGUUGCGCUCAGGCCCGCGACCGCAGCGCAUCCUUCCUCGCAGCCGCAGUACCAGCCGCACGGCCAUCAUUCUCACUCCAAGUCCCAGUCCUAUGAUCGUCGGCCCCCGUCCAACCAAGCCGUCUUCGAUCACCUCUCUCGUCGGGACCUUGAGGCCGCCAGGACUGCCCAACCCGUCUCCACUCGCCGCGAGAGUUCCGAUCGCUCGCAGGAGCGCUCCUCCGCCGCCCACCGCGCUGAUCCCUCGUCCAAUCAGAAACCCCGCCGGAAUCUCGCCGUCCAGGGGCACCAGCGAGACAGUAUCGACAUGGCCGCUGCUGGCCCGGUCGCCGGUGAUGGCGCCGCCCACUCGCAGUCCAGUUCAGCGUCGCGCUUGGCCCCAGCCGCCACCAUGCAGUCGAAGCGUCGCACCACCAUCUCCACUCCAUCCGGUCAAUGGGCCUUGGGGAAAACUUUAGGGGCCGGGAGCAUGGGCAAGGUGAAAGUGGGAAAGAACUUGGAAACGGGCGAACAGGUGGCCGUUAAGAUCGUCCCCAGGCAGUCGACGGAAGAACACCGGAGCUCGCGCGACGCCGAACGAGCCGAUCGCUCCAAGGAGAUUCGCACGGCCCGCGAGGCCGCCAUCGUCAGUCUUGUCAAUCACCCGUAUAUCUGCGGCAUGCGGGAUGUCGUCCGCACCAAUUACCAUUGGUACAUGCUGUUCGAGCUGGUCAACGGCGGCCAGAUGCUCGACUACAUCAUCUCCCAUGGAAAAUUGAAGGAAAAGCAAGCUCGCAAGUUCGCCCGCCAGAUUGCCAGUGCCCUGGACUACUGCCAUCGCAACAGUAUCGUGCACCGUGACUUGAAGAUUGAAAACAUUCUCAUCAGCAAGAAUGGCGACAUCAAGAUCAUUGACUUCGGUCUUAGUAACCUGUUCUCUCCCCGGAGUCUGCUGAAGACGUUCUGCGGCAGUCUCUAUUUUGCGGCCCGGAACUCCUGCAAGCUAGACAGUAUACCGGUGCCCUUUGAUGACCAGAGUAUGCCCAAGCUGCAUGCGAAAAUCAAGCAAGGCGUGUUUGAGUAUCCCCCGGGUCUCACUACAGAGUGCCGCAGUAUCAUCUCCCGUAUGCUGGUCACCGAUCCCAAACAGCGGGCCAGCUUGGCGGAGAUCAUGAGCCAUCCCUGGAUGAACAAGGGGUUCAGUGCCCCUCCGGACAACUUUCUCCCCCGCCGGGAACCGGUCAAUCUCCCCCUCGAUGCGGAUGUCAUUGAGAAGAUGACCGGGUUCGACUUUGGCCCCCCCGACUAUAUUACGAACCAACUCCUGAAGAUCCUCGAGUCCGAGGAUUAUCAGCACGCCGUCAAGACCAAUGUCCGUGAGCAGCCACUUCCGGUCCACAGCGAGAAGAAGAGAGGCGUCUUCGACUUCUACAAGCGGCGGAGCUCGGCGGCCAGCCGAGAUACGUUGUCAGCUCCAUCCGCGGAGGUGGUUCCCUUGGGAACGGAUCCGCUCAACGCGUACAGUCCCCUGUUAUCCGUCUAUUACCUGGUCAAGGAGAAGAUGGAUCGGGAGAGGUCCGAGACCAACCCCGGUGCUCUCGGAGUGCCCCAGUCGUCGGGAGACGCGAUGCUUCAGAUGCCCGAUCUGCCCGCGCCGGAAGCGGCCCACACGAACCAGUACCAGGUCCCCGGCGAGAAGGACGCCGGCCGGCGCUCUCGACCCCGCGCCCGGACCCACGGGGAUGAUGACAUCACGGACGGGCUCAAGAAUGUCAACCUCGCUCCACCAGCCGAACAGGGAUCUCCGGCCCCCGCAUCGCAGCCGGAGACCCCCGCGCGGAAGGAGAGCACCGCCGCAGGGAUCUUACGACGCUUCAGCACGCGCCGCACCAAAGAGCGCAGCCGCGAUCCGGACCGGAGACGGGUCGGCAGCCCCCCGUCGUUGAACGUCCAGCCGCCGGUCGAUUCGGCCUCCCCGUUGAGCCGGGGGCUCAGCAUCCGGAGGAAGCGUGCGGACCCGACCCCAUCCACCAUCCCGUCCGGGGGCAGCCAGCCCCAUCACCAGGGCCUGCUCAAAGCCCCCGGAACCGCCGAGGCGGACUCCCGACCCAACAAGUUCCUGGCCCGGUCGACCAGCGUCAACUCGGCCGACUACCGACCCCGGCGGGUGCAGCGUCGCAGCGACGCCGACGCCUUGGCCCAUCCGCCCGCCACCAGCGGAUCCGACCAUGCCGGCGCAAGCACCCAGCAGGAUUCGAACCCCGCGCGGGAGACCCGGCUCGCGGGUCGCUCGCACGCCUCCCGGACCAUGUCGCUGGGCCACGCCCGCCGCGAAAGUAUCCAAGCUCGGCGGGCCCGUCGGGAGGCGGCCCGGGAAGCCAACGUCCCCGAAGAGACCGACGCAGAUAUCUCGGGGGCGGGGACCGCGUUGGAGAGUGCCAACGAGGGCGAGGAUCUGUCCAAGCCCGUGUACCUCAAGGGCCUGUUCAGCGUGUCCACGACCAGCAGCAAGCCACUCCCCGUCAUCCGGGCCGAUAUCAUCCGGGUGUUGAAGCAGCUGGCGGUGGAUUUCGAGGAGAUCAAAGGAGGGUUCAGUUGUCGGCAUGCGCCGAGCAUCGAGCUGGAUAAAGUGGUGGAUACGGGACCCCCGAGCCCCGAGCGGCAGGGACAGGUCUCGAACCAUCGCCGGCGCAUCAGCUUCGGGGGGCUGCUGAACCACGACGACGGGCAUCAGUCACGGACUCCGCGACGGACACGGGCGCCGGACCGCAGUUUCGUGACCAACUCGGAGGGCUCAGAGGAAUACGUGGCGUCGCGCGAUCCCACCGUGGUCGUCGGGGAGCGGGUCAUGGGGGAGACGACGACGCGGGUGCAGAGCGAUACGGGCGAGAACCUGGUGCUGCGGUUUGAGAUCCUCAUCGUCAAGGUGCCGCUGUUCUCGCUGCACGGGAUCCAGUUCAAGAAGGUGGCAGGUGGCAUGUGGCAAUAUCGGGAGAUGGCCAAGAAGAUCCUAGAUGCGCUGAAGUUGUAG
This is a messenger RNA of Aspergillus campestris IBT 28561, 3126 nucleotides long. RefSeq names its product putative serine/threonine protein kinase Kin1 (gene kin1). Gene Ontology annotation, molecular function: ATP binding; protein serine/threonine kinase activity; tau-protein kinase activity. Gene Ontology annotation, cellular component: cytoplasm. Lineage: Eukaryota; Fungi; Ascomycota; Eurotiomycetes; Eurotiales; Aspergillaceae. Bases 1 to 3126 code for a protein of 1041 amino acids. Gene Ontology annotation, biological process: protein phosphorylation; intracellular signal transduction; microtubule cytoskeleton organization. The transcript has 4 exons. The record is from RefSeq and is a predicted model, not a curated record.